ACCGUUUCCGAACGUCCCGACGAGACGCCACAAAAGGAGGAGAGGUCUGUGUGCGGCGAUCGACCGACAAUUACACCACUAAAUACCUGAAAGCAAAUAUGCAUACAAACAAAUUAUAAUACGUACGGGAUAUUAACAGUUAAAUUGCUCGCGUUAGUUAGAAUUAUAGCACUUUCCUUUCCUAAUAGCUCAUGUUUAUGCGAGAAUGAAGGCAGCUUGGUGUCAGAGUAGUGUCAGUGUGCGUCUGAUCAGAGUUGACAGGACCGGCAUCUCCACUGUGGACCCAUAUUGUGAGAAAUCACUUUCACUCACUGCACUCUACUCCGGUCUUGGACUCUUGCUUGCAGCUGCGGGAGCCAUGGAAGGAAGGCUGCAUUUUUUCACUCUCAUCUGAAUUGCCGAGUGCUCGGUUCGGCUCCACCGAUUGCAUCGCGGAGCUCGUUUCCGAGGAGCAGCAGGGCUGAGAGCUCCAUCCAUGCAGCCGCAAAGGGGCAGCAGCAGCGCGGACGGGGCCGGUCCUGCAUGGAUGGUUAUGGGGAAAGGAGCGGGACCUUCGGUGGCAGCAGCGGCCAGGAUCCUCGCCGCACUCAUUUACCUGUUUCCCGCGGUCAGUUUACAGUGUAAGAUCCUCAAGUGUAACUCGGAAUUCUGGUCCUCCACCUCCGCUUCGGGCUCCGAGAUGGACUUCUGCAUUGCUCUGAGAGCCUACAACACCUGCGUCCGCCGCACGGCGCGGACCUGCCGCGGGGACCUUGCCUACCACUCGGCCCAGCACGGGAUCGAGGACCUCAUGGGCCAGCACAACUGCUCCAAAGACGGGCCCACCUCCCAGCCGUCCCAGACCAGGAGAGGAUCUCAGGACCCGCUGCCACCGCCAGACAGCCAGGAGCGCUCCGAUGGUCCAGAGAUCUGCCACUACGAGCGCAGCUUCCCUCGGCACUCCGCUCCGCCAAACUAUACUCACUGCGGCUUCUUUGGAGACCCGCACCUCCGUACCUUCAGCGAUGACUUCCAAACCUGCAAGGUGGAGGGAGCAUGGCCCCUCAUUCACAACAAAUACCUGUCUGUGCAGGUGACCAACGUGCCAGUUCUGCCUGGCUCCGCAACUACAGCCACAAACAAGAUAACCAUCAUAUUCAAGAACUUCCAGGAAUGUGUGGACCAGAAAAUGUAUCACGCAGAGACAGAUGAGCUCCCGGCGGCUUUCGCGGACGGCUCAAAGAAUGGGGGCGACAGGCAUGGGGCCAACACCCUGCGCAUCGUAGAGAAGCAGCCGGGGCAGCACGUGGAGAUCCACGCCCGCUACAUCGGCACCACUAUUGUGGUUCGCCAAGUAGGCCGCUACUUGACGUUUGCCAUCCGCAUGCCGGAGGAGGUGGUGAACUCGCAGGAGGAGAAGGAUGACCAUGGUUUGUACCUGUGCCGUGACGGCUGCCCGCUCAGCCAGCGCAUUGACUUGAGUUCCGCCAAAGACGGCCGCGGCUCAGCUGGAGAAGGAGGGCCCCCGUCACGCGGCUUCACCUACCAGUCAGCGAUGGCUGCGUGCAAGGUGCGCCUCCCAGUGGAAGACCUCUACUUCCAUUCAUGCGUCUUUGAUCUUAUCACAUCUGGAGAUGUCAGCUUCACAAUGGCUGCUUAUUACGCCCUGGAAGAUGUGAAAAUGCUCCAUUCGGACAAGAGCAAAUACCAUAUUUUUGAAAGGUCGUGGCCUGUGAGCAGUUCGGUGCCAGGGAAGCCCCUGGCCAGAGCUCUGUGUUUUGUCAACUUCCUGGCUGUCGUCUUGUGGAUUCAGUAUUGUUCUCUGCAUCUAUAGUCUUUUACUUGCAUUGACAUUACAACUGCCCCCCUCCCCCCAUCGUCUGUGCCUGCAAGUGACCCUUUCGCAGUGUCAUACCUCUUGUUGUACAGCACUGUUCAAUGACCUCAUACCAUCUGCUGUAGUCUGUCUUGUGGGAAAAGAUGUACCUCGAAGCUUUAGGACCUCGGCAUCAAUUCAAUUCAAUUUUCAAUUCAAUUUAUUUUAUAGAGCGCUCUUCUCAAGCAGU
This is a messenger RNA of Scleropages formosus (Asian bonytongue), 2045 nucleotides long. RefSeq names its product repulsive guidance molecule BMP co-receptor a (gene rgma). Lineage: Eukaryota; Metazoa; Chordata; Actinopteri; Osteoglossiformes; Osteoglossidae. Gene Ontology annotation, molecular function: coreceptor activity. The transcript is spliced from 5 exons. The record is from RefSeq and is a predicted model, not a curated record. Gene Ontology annotation, biological process: BMP signaling pathway. Gene Ontology annotation, cellular component: plasma membrane. Bases 476 to 1813 code for a protein of 445 amino acids.